Messenger RNA from Nezara viridula (southern green stink bug), 846 nucleotides. Lineage: Eukaryota; Metazoa; Arthropoda; Insecta; Hemiptera; Pentatomidae. The record is from the annotation of a GenBank genome assembly.
AUGGGUACUCAGGUAGGGGGAAAUAGUAUUCACUCUCCUGUUUCUAAGUAUCAAGAUAUAAAUCAUUUCAAUGUGCCUGUAACUAGUUACAAUGGGGUACAAUCUAGACAUUUUGAAGAGUCAACUGAAAGGAAGAGGGAAGAAAAAAGUGUGGCAUAUCAGGCCACAAUGCCACCUUCAUGGCAGAGUAUUACAGCUACUGGUUCUACAGUUGCUGAUUAUUUAUCUCACUUACCUGCUUCAACAUUACCAUUAUCAUUGCAUCAUUUCCUUAAGUAUUCAGCAGAGAAUAUUAAAAAAGAUACAGAACAAGAGCCUCACCAAGCACCUGUACUACCAGCUCAGCCAGAUCUGAAGAAAAAAUUAAUCAAGAAAAAGAAACUGCCUAAAGACAAAAAACCUAAGCCUAAACCUGGAGAUAUAAGAUUGACUACUGCUUUAGAUGGCUCGACUUUAUAUUGUUGUCCAGAGUGUCACAUGGCUUAUCCUGACAAAGGUCUUCUCGAACAGCAUCUUCUUGGACAUACCAUGGAAAGAAGAUUUUUCUGUGAUGUAUGUGGUGCUGGUCUGAAAAGAAAAGAUCACCUUACUCGUCACAAACAAUCUCAUAAUCCUGAUCGUCCAUUUAUAUGCACAGUAUGUAUGAAAGCAUUUAAGCGAAAAGAACAAUUAACUCUACAUUUUGUAAUACAUUCAGGUGAAAAAAGACAUGUAUGUCCUGAAUGUGGCAAAGGUUUCUACCGUAAAGACCAUUUAAGGAAGCAUACUAGAAGUCAUAUUGCUAGAAGAGUGAAGACGGAAAUUAAUCAAAGCACACCAAAUUCAGUCCAAGAAGCUAUAUCCUGA